Physcomitrium patens is the source of this 1781-nucleotide messenger RNA. Its product is annotated as ras-related protein RABC1. Lineage: Eukaryota; Viridiplantae; Streptophyta; Bryopsida; Funariales; Funariaceae. Gene Ontology annotation, molecular function: GTP binding; GTPase activity. The record is from RefSeq and is a predicted model, not a curated record.
CAGUCAUCCAGCAACCGCCCCGAUGCUAACGAGUAACGAUGAUCGAAGGUUGAGCAUGAUCAGUCAACUUUGUGCAGUAAAAAUCGCAACAAUCGACGUGCAUGAUGUGAAGCAGUUCUGGAGAAAUCUUGGCCAAUUACAGAGGUGACGACGUAGUAAAUGGCGGCAAAUAGAAUGAGAGUGAACCCAGAUUCCACCUACGUUGACCAGUUCAACAGAACACCUACUCUUUUGCAUUGAAAACAUCAAUGCUCGUGAAAGAUGGCGUUUGUAUGCGACAGUUCCUUGACGGCAAAGCUCACAGUUCACAGGAACAUUAACCGUGCAUGUCCCUGGUCUUGAGGAUUUCGAGAUUGCCUCAUGCUCCCCGCCUUUGUUGAUCCUGCAUUCGUGUAUGCCGUUGUGUUGAUACUUGCUGAUCCUGUUGCUUGGCGUCGAUUCUAUCAUGUGCUGGUGCACAGAAAUCUGCUUCUAGGACGGUGAACUAGAUUUCUGUAGUUGAUAGAGUACUUUUUCUUUUGAUGUUCGUGGAAGUCGGUGCAGAGAUUAAAUAACUUAUCGAACAGUGUAAACCAUUGCAUGGCCGGCGACGUUGUACCCUACUUUCGGUGAUCCGGUUAAAAAAUCUGCUGGCAGGCGGGGCCUGUCAAAGUCUGUCGACGUUUUGCGUGCAGGACUUGUUUAGGGUAUAUUUUGGAGAGGUUUUGGGGAUGUUAUUGGGGGAAGAGAGGGUCGCAGAGCUUCUGAAGGUGAGGUGGGGUUGCUGAGAAGAAUUGAUAGGAUUGUUGUGGACGUCCAUGGCCGGCCUCGGUGAUGUCGACUUUGAUAACCUGUUUAAGAUCCUCCUGAUUGGCAAUUCUGGCGUGGGGAAGAGUAGUUUGCUCCUUCGAUUCACAGCUGGCAAAUUCGAUGAUCUCUCGCCGACAAUUGGAGUGGAUUUCAAGGUGAAGAUGCUCAACCUCCAAGGGAAGCGUCUGAAGCUCACCAUCUGGGACACGGCGGGCCAGGAGAGGUUCCGAACAUUAACAAGUUCCUACUACAGAGGCGCUCAGGGUAUAAUCCUCGUCUACGACGUCACAAGACGGGCGACCUUCACGGAUUUGUCGGACGUAUGGUUGAAAGAAGUAGAUCGCUACUCCACGAACAAAGAUUGCAUUAUGAUGUUGGUAGGCAGCAAAGUGGAUCUGGAGGAGAGCGGGCGCGUGGUGACGAAGAAAGAAGGGAUCGCGUUUGCGAGGCAGCAUGGGUGCUUGUUUCUGGAGGCAAGUGCGAAGACGAGCAUCAAUGUCCAACGCUGCUUCGAUGAACUCGUGCAUAAGAUUAUAGACACUCCCAGUUUGACAGCCGACACCGGCAAAUUGAAGCCGACCAAUCUCUUGAGACCCGACAAGGCUUCGGAUCAAGGCACUUCCACACCGGGCGGCAUUUGCAGCUGUUGACAGAACUGGGGAGAGGUGGUUCCCGAGGGUGUGCUUCGACUGCCCUCUCCCCCAAAUUAAAUUUGCAGUUGUUCUUUGAUUCUUGCGUAGCUCAAAUGUUCAUACUUUAGGUCACAACUUAGAGAUAGUUCCUUAAUCAACUAACUGCAGCAUUAGCUUGAUCCUUAACACCUCGUAGAUUCAUUCAACAUCGAAAGCACUCUAUCGAGAUCUGUUGUUGAAUCAUGGCUUAGGGUUGUGGCCUCUCAAACUGAAAACAGAAUGUAAAAAGAGGCAACAACGGCAUCCUAUUUUCGGAACUUAAUUAAUUCGAUUGUACAUAUCUCGAUUACCUUGCACUGA